AUGCGCUACGCCGGCACACGCUCCCGCCGUCGCCGUGCCCUCCUUAUCGUCGGCGCCCUCGCAUUUGCUAUCAUCGUCGUUGUCGUCGUCUGCGCCGUAUACUUCUCCGUCAAGAAUCAUGACAACAAGUCCACCUCCUCCGACGUCUCCUCGGCCCAGCCCUCCAGCUCCAGCAGCAGCACGAGCUCCAGUUCUUCCGGUUCCAGUGGCAGUAAGAGCUCCGGCUCCUCCAGCUCGCUCGCUGUCACUGGCGGCACAGGCAGCACUGUCACCAUGGCCGACGGCACCACGUUCACGUACGUCAACAACUUUGGCGGGUACUGGUACUACGACCCCAAGGAGCCCCUCAACAAUUACGCACGCGCUCAGUCGUGGACGCCUGCGCUCAAUGAAACCUUCGAGUAUGGCACCGAUCAGAUCCGUGGUGUCAAUCUCGGUGGCUGGCUGGUCACGGAGCCUGUGACUCAUAGACCUUGCAGUGCGCCGUCGCUCUUUGAGCCAUAUGUCAACACGUCCUACCCCGCCGUCGACGAAUGGACACUCAGCUACAACCUCAUGAACGAGACGGGCGGUCUCGAGGGCAUCCUCACCAACCACUACGAGACCUUUGUCACUGAGCAAGACUUUGCCGAGAUCGCAGGCGCGGGCCUCAACUUUGUGCGCAUCCCGCUGCCCUACUGGGCUAUCGAGACCUGGGAGGGCGAGCCGUUCCUCGCCAAAGUCUCCUGGACGUACUUCCUCAAGGCCAUCGAAUGGGCACGCAAGUACGGUCUCCGAAUCAAUCUUGACUUCCACUGCCUGCCAGGCUCGCAGAACGGCUGGAACCAUUCCGGCAAGCUCGGUUCGAUCAACGUGCUCAACGGCCCGAUGGGACUCGCCAACACGCAGCGCACCCUGAGUUACAUCAAGAUCAUCGCCGAGUUCAUCAGCCAGCCAGAAUACAGCGCGAUCGUGCCGAUCUUUGGGGUCACGAAUGAGCCGGUUGGAUCAACAAUCGGGCAGGAUAACUUGGCGGCUUACUACGUGCAGGUUUACGACAUAGUCCGGCUCGCUAGCGGCAUUGGCGAGGGCAAUGGGCCCUAUGUGCUCUACCAUGAUGGAUUCUUCGCACUCAGCUCUUGGGUAGGCUUCCUGACGGGCGGAGACCGCAUGGGACUCGAUGACCAUCCAUACGUGUGCUUUGAAGGCCAGUCGGCGACGCCGUACUCGGGGCGGCUGACGGUGCCGUGCGACACGUGGGGUGGGAUGAUGAAUUCGAGUCUGUCUUCGUUCGGGCUGACGACCGCGGGCGAAUGGAGCAACGCGAUCAACGAUUGCGGGUUGUGGGUGAAUGGCGUUGGAGACGGGAGCAGAUACGAGGGCACGUUUGCGGGCUUCGCGAAGACGGGCGACUGUACGGAGUGGGUCGACUGGCAAAAUUGGAAUGAGACGUUCAAGGAGAGCAUCCAAGGAUGGGCGUUGGCGAGCAUGAGCUCGUUGCAGAACUGGUUCUUCUGGACGUGGAAGAUCGGCAAUUCGACAGUGUCGGGCACCGUGGAAGCACCGCAGUGGUCGUACCAGCUCGGGCUGCAGAACGGGUGGAUGCCGUCCGACCCGCGUGAGGCCUCAGGAGUGUGCAGCCCUUCGGCCGUAUUCACAGGCCUGUCUGCAUGGCAGACGGGCGGUUCGGGUGCGGGGAGCACCUCGGCGAGCGCUGCGACGGCGUACCCGUGGCCGCCGACCAUGAUGAGCAACGCGGGCUUUUCGGCGACUGAGGUCAGCUUGUUGCCGUCGUAUACUGCGACGGGCUCGAUGGUCACGCUGCCCGCGCCGACGUUCACGGACGGGAGCAGUACGGUAAUGGCGAGCGUGGGCGACGGGUGGGAGAACCCGAGCGGAACGGCGCAGAAGUACGUCGCGAUCGAGACGUGCAACUAUCUCUUCCCGUGGGUCGGCCCAACGAACCCGCCGUCGCCCCUCUGCGGCAGCAGCGCAUCGAGCGCAGCGAAGCGUGCGUACCCGACGCCUGCACCGACUCCAUCAUGA
Messenger RNA from Laetiporus sulphureus 93-53, 2025 nucleotides. RefSeq names its product glycoside hydrolase family 5 protein. Gene Ontology annotation, molecular function: beta-glucosidase activity. The transcript has 7 exons. The coding region runs from base 1 to 2025 and encodes 674 amino acids. The record is from RefSeq and is a predicted model, not a curated record. Gene Ontology annotation, biological process: glucan catabolic process. NCBI's taxonomy places the organism in Eukaryota, Fungi, Basidiomycota, Agaricomycetes, Polyporales, Laetiporaceae. Gene Ontology annotation, cellular component: extracellular region; cell surface.